UCGUAUUAUCGAUUUUGUUAGAAACUGUGUAUACAGCAGUUGAGUUGACAUCCAAAAAACAUGAUGGAAAGUCUGUGACUUAACAAACCUGUCAAAAGUAUAAAAAGGCAUGUCAUUGGUUAGAAAUUGUCGACAUUUUUUAAAGUUUGUAUCGUGGACAGUUUCAAGGAUUAAAGAUAUUACGAAACAUCAGUUUAUUAAAAUUUAUGAUGAUAGUGUACAGUUCUAUUGAAUCAAUACAAGUGUGCAGCGUCAACGGAAGUAAAUCAGCAAUUAUUUUAAGGUGGACUUCAAUAUGUAUGAUCUACUUAUGCUGCCACAAUGUAAAGGCAACAAUCACUGGGUUUUGCUGGUUGCAAGUGUUAUGUCCAGGACUGUAACCAUUUACGACUCGUUGGGUGGAAACAACAAGGCCUUGUUCGAUUUGUUCUGCCAGUUCAUGUGUCAACGAGCGCAGAUUGUGAAAGAUGGCUUGGAGAAAUUCAGUUCAGAGUUCAAAGCGCCACCUUGCAACAAACAGCGCCAUGGAAACAGCUGUGGAGUGUUUGCAUUGAUGACUGCCAAAUGUUUGGUCAUGAAAAAGCCUCCCACAAUGUUGCGACAGGCCCAUGAUUCAGUUUAUCGAGACUAGUCGUGAGACGCAGACUUCUGAUUCAUGGAGUGCGGCAAACAUAUCUGUGUGACUCGAUCACUCCACUGUAAAGACCGGCACGGCAUUAAAAUGGAUAUUAUCAAUAUGUUGUUGCUCGAAAAUAUGUUUUUGUAGCAGGAAGUGCUUAAGGCUCGAUUAAUCUGAGAACUCAACAAAAUAUUAAUAAAAUCCUUCUGUGCCUUUUAGUUCUGAAAACAGAAGUAGCCAGUUGGUAUUACACAUCUCCUAAACAAGUACAGCACAAUAAAACUUAAGGUUUUAUAAUCCUAAAUUUUUAUAACAUCUUUAUAUCCACACAAAAAUAUUGAUGAUUGUGGUGCUCAGAUUGCAAAACCACCUGUUUGGCAAAAAUAAUGCAGAUGGUUAGAUUAUGAUAAGUGCAAGAAAAAAAGAAUAACUCUGGAGAUAAUAAUUGAUAUGAUAAUCAUUGCUUGACAGAAUCACAACUGACCUAGAUAUUUAUUUAUGUAUUGGUGUAUUUUUCAAUGAGUGCCUUAAGAUUCCAAAAACAUAUUGACUUAAAAUAAAUAAUCCCGAUGGCGUAAAUGACUUAUCAUUUCAUGUUCAUGAACCGGUUUUAAAAUACUUUGUAGACUUAUCUGCCUGGCGGUGAGGACUUUUAGAACACCUGAUAAACUUCAACUUUAUUUUCCCUAGUUCAGUAACCGACUAAAGAUAUGCUAACAUAAUACUGAUGACUGAUGAGUCUGUUGAGUCUUAUAUAUUCAUUGCUACUUAAAAUAUUAAGUCUAUUUCAACGUUUAGACCAUUAAAAAAGCGAAUUCGUUAAAUUGAUAUCCCCCGCCA
This is a messenger RNA of Dreissena polymorpha, 1459 nucleotides long. RefSeq names its product sentrin-specific protease 1-like. Gene Ontology annotation, biological process: proteolysis. The record is from RefSeq and is a predicted model, not a curated record. NCBI's taxonomy places the organism in Eukaryota, Metazoa, Mollusca, Bivalvia, Myida, Dreissenidae. Bases 296 to 631 code for a protein of 111 amino acids. The transcript is spliced from 4 exons. Gene Ontology annotation, molecular function: cysteine-type peptidase activity; deNEDDylase activity.